AUGGCAGCAGCAGCAGCUGCAGCGUUCGUGCCAGCGUUCCUGCCAGCCAGCCAGGCAGCAGCAGCAGCAGUGGCAUUGUCAGUCCUACCCGUGGAAGCAGCAGCAGCUGCAGCGUUCCUGCCUGCGUUUUUGCCAGCCAACCAGCCAGCAGCAGUGGCAGUGUCGGUCCAGCCCACAGCAGCAGCAGCAGGUGCAGCGUUCCUGCCAGCGUUCGUGCCAGCCAGCCACCCAGCCAGCAGCAGCAGCAGCGGCAGUGUUGGUCCAGCCGGCGGCAGCAGCAGCAGCUGCAGCGUUCCUGCCAGCGUUUCUGCCAGCCAGCCAGCCAGCAGCAGCAGCAGUGUCAGUGUCGGUCCAGCUCGCAGCAGGCGCAGCGUUCCUGCGAGCGUUUGUGCCAGCCAGCCACCCAGCCAGCAGCAGCAGCAGCUGCAGUGUCAGCCCAGCCUGCGUCAGCAGCGGCAGCUGCGUAGUUCCUGCCAGCAUUCCUGCCAGCCUGCUAGCCAGCAGCAGCAGCAGCUGCUGCAGUGUCGGUCCAGCCUACAGCAGCUGCAGCAGCUGCAGCGUUCCUGCCAGCGUUCCUGCCAGUUAGCCACCCAGCCAGCAGCAGCAGCAGCUGCAGUGUCGGUCCAGGCCGUGGCAGCAGCAGCAGCUGCAGCGUUCCUGCCAGCGUUCCUGUCAGCUAGCCACCCAGCCAGCAGCAGCAGCAGCGGCAGUCCAGCCAGGCAGCAGCAGCAGCAGCAGCGGCAUUGUCAGUCCAACCCGCAGAAGCAGCAGCAGCUGCAGCGUUCCUGCCUGCGUUUUUGCCAACCAGCCAGCCAGCAGCAGCAGCAGUAG
This is a messenger RNA of Schistocerca serialis cubense, 831 nucleotides long. Its product is annotated as platelet binding protein GspB-like. The transcript has 2 exons. NCBI's taxonomy places the organism in Eukaryota, Metazoa, Arthropoda, Insecta, Orthoptera, Acrididae. The coding region runs from base 1 to 831 and encodes 276 amino acids. The record is from RefSeq and is a predicted model, not a curated record.